Messenger RNA from Salvia miltiorrhiza (redroot sage), 513 nucleotides. RefSeq lists its product as uncharacterized. The record is from RefSeq and is a predicted model, not a curated record. The transcript has a single exon. The coding region runs from base 1 to 513 and encodes 170 amino acids. Lineage: Eukaryota; Viridiplantae; Streptophyta; Magnoliopsida; Lamiales; Lamiaceae.
AUGGGGUUUGCUCCGUUCUUGCAAGCCUUAAAUAUCUUGACUACGAAAAAUCUUCCAACGCCGGCAGCGCUCCCAAACGUCCAAGAAGAGUCGAAGGAGAAGCCGAAGUCCAAGACGACCUGCACCCAAUACUCUGGCGAAGAGACCGAGCUCGUAGCAAUAUUGUGGGCGGAGGCUACCCAUAAUCCUAUUUUGGGAACGUCCCAAAGGUGGCUCCAAUAUUGGGGUUCAAUCAUCGAGAAGUACAAUAACCUCAAACCGGUGGGAGCGCCGAGGCGUAAGCCCGAUCAUCUCAAAUCCCACUUUGCACGCGUCCAAAAGGACGUGAAAAUUUGGGAAGGCUUCUACAACACUUGCAAGGACAAUUGGGGCAGCGGUAUGAGCGAUGACCAAAUCAUCGAACAAGCCCAGACGAUGUACGAGGCGAAUCACAGGAAGAGAUUCGGCUACAUCAAAGCUUGGAAAGUCCUGCGCGAGUGUGAAAGGUUCUCAUCGCAAGCCGCAGAUGUCUAG